Molecule: messenger RNA, 639 nt
Organism: Drosophila hydei
Lineage: Eukaryota; Metazoa; Arthropoda; Insecta; Diptera; Drosophilidae
Product: anaphase-promoting complex subunit 13
Exons: 3
Coding region: 377-619 (80 amino acids)
Biological process (GO): protein K11-linked ubiquitination
Cellular component (GO): anaphase-promoting complex
Source: RefSeq, a predicted model, not a curated record
UUGCUAUUCUCAUUUGUUUCACAAUAAAAAAAGUUUAAUUUUGACAUUUAUACCACAGCAGCCAUUGGGUAAUUUGUUUAACCACUUAAUAAGCAAAAACCAUUCGUCACAUGUAAACAUUUCAAAAGUAAACAGAUAAAGCCCGCAAUUCACUAAGCCAACAAGCACCUCAGAAGUUAUUAAGUUGGCAGCGCUAUUUUUAAAUUUUCGACCAUUUGGCGGUAUUAUUUUGCAGCACUGCUAAUUCAAUCGAUAUCAAGCUACGAACAAUCGUAACAGGGCAGCUUUCUCGAUAGGCUUUGUCACUGUAAGAAAGUAAACAACUGUGAAGAUUAAGUAAAGCUGGAUAAUUCACGUAAAAACAUUUACUUAAGUGAUGGAUAGUCAAGCACCGAUUGAUGAUCUAUUAUUGGACAUUGUGGACAAUGCAUGGCGCAUGGAAGCACUGCCAUACGAUCAGAUAUUAGUACCAAUUGAGAAAUUGCCCGAUCCCGAAGCCGAUGGUGGUGAUUCACAUCUGACCUUGAGCGAGCAGGAACAAAAGUGGACAGACCUGGCGCUUGGCUCGCUGGCACCGGACGCUGCCUUAAUCGAUCAACUCAAUAUAACCGCUAUCUAACCAAGGACGAGCAGCCAGCG